Vanessa tameamea is the source of this 1732-nucleotide messenger RNA. It is a transcript of the gene Pdcd4, whose product is annotated as programmed cell death protein 4. The coding region runs from base 250 to 1587 and encodes 445 amino acids. Gene Ontology annotation, cellular component: cytosol; nucleus. The transcript has 10 exons. The record is from RefSeq and is a predicted model, not a curated record. Gene Ontology annotation, biological process: negative regulation of DNA-templated transcription. NCBI's taxonomy places the organism in Eukaryota, Metazoa, Arthropoda, Insecta, Lepidoptera, Nymphalidae.
CUUGGUAAGGUUGGUAUUUCUGAUAUUUUAUUAUGUUAUUUUGCUAACUUCACGUCAAUGUGCUCUCAAAACAAAUACGCAGAGUGCAUGCUAUACACAAAUACGUGUGCUUCGUAAGUCUCUAUUGUUUAUGAGUCCCAUUUGCAAUUACUAUAGCAGAUUUCCUUGUGGAAUCCUAGUGGAUUCGCUUUAGUAUUGCGAUAAAAGAUUUAACACUACCAUCUCACCCGAAACGGGCUGCUAGAUAUAAUGGAAGUAGAUCGCGUUGUAUCCGAUUCGGAAAACGUGGCGGUGGACGAGAAUGAAAAGCAAGUUGUGGAGGGAGCCGGGGACGCUGUUGCCUCCCAUACGGAGAAAUUGCGUCGCAAACACAAGAAAUACGUACGCACCAACAGCAAGGAAGGGCCCAGCCCUGUUGCAACUCCGCUCCCGAAAUAUCGCAGUUGGAAAAAUAGCCGUCGACCGCGCAACGGUCAUGGCAGAGGGCUGCCCAAGAAAGGCGGUGCCGGAGGGAAGGGAGUCUGGGGUGCACCCGGCUCCGAACUGCUCGAGGAGUACGUGGAAGAUGCGAACGAUCCCAACUACGACUCCGAGGCUGUCACUAAUGGCGACGUCGAGUUCAAACAGGUGAUCGUUGAAGCGGAUCCGGAAGAAAUUGUGCGUAAAUCGGAACCGGUUAUAUUGGAAUAUUUCGAGCAUGGCGACACUAAUGCGGCUGCCGAGGACUUCCUGGAAUUCGUUACGUCUACGCGGAGUCAUUUGAUAUGCGAGACUAUAAUAGAAAUAGCACUGGAUCACAAACUGUCGCACUGCGAAAUGGCGUCCGUUUUAAUAUCCGAUCUCUAUGGAAGACUCUUCUCCGCCAAAGACAUCGGAUACGCAUUUGAACGCCUGCUCGACAAGUUGCCGGACCUGGUCCUCGACACGCCGGACGCGGCCGUCCUGCUGUCCAAUUUCAUAGCGCGAUGCGUAGCCGACGACUGUUUGCCGCCGAAAUUCGUUCAGACUCGGGCGGGGCUAGACCUCAACCCGCCGGCCAGACAAGCCAUUCACAGAGCGGAGACAUUGCUGUCUAUGAAGCAAGGGCUCGUGCGAUUGGACAAUAUUUGGGGUGUUGGCGGCGGCAUCAGGCCGGUGAAGUCCCUCAUAAGGCAAAUACAGCUGCUGCUGAAAGAGUACCUGACGUCGGGCGACCUCGCCGAGGCGAUGCGCUGCGUGCGCGAGCUGGAGGUGCCGCACUUCCACCACGAGCUGGUCUACGAGACCGUGUUGUUAGCAGUAGAGACAAUAAAUUCGAGUGUUGAAGAGCAACUCUGUACGUUCCUCGCCGAGCUGCGUAGAUGCGUCAUCGUAACACCGGAUCAAAUGGACAGGGGCUUCCUCCGCGUGCUGGAAGACAUGUCUGACAUCGUGCUGGACGUGCCGCUGGCGUACAUCAUGCUGGACCGCUUCGUGGAGCGCUGCACGGCGCGCUUCCGACUCGCCGACAGCGUGCUGGCGCGCAUGCCCACCAGAGGUCGCAAACGUUUCGUGUCUGAGGGCGAUGGUGGUGCCAUCAAGGACCACGCUCUCAAGCUGCGCGAGUAGAUCGACGCGUACCGUACACACAGACAUACAAACAUAUAAGAUGUACUUCAUAGAGCCUUUAAUAAAUAUAUAACAGAUCUCAGAACAUAGAAAUGGCAUUAAGAUUAAUGUAACGAAACACGCUGAUUAUAUUUUAUUGUUAAAA